Messenger RNA from Sparassis crispa, 1560 nucleotides. RefSeq names its product Probable translation initiation factor eIF-2B subunit. The transcript is spliced from 8 exons. The record is from RefSeq and is a predicted model, not a curated record. Gene Ontology annotation, cellular component: eukaryotic translation initiation factor 2B complex; guanyl-nucleotide exchange factor complex. The coding region runs from base 1 to 1560 and encodes 519 amino acids. Gene Ontology annotation, molecular function: guanyl-nucleotide exchange factor activity; translation initiation factor activity. NCBI's taxonomy places the organism in Eukaryota, Fungi, Basidiomycota, Agaricomycetes, Polyporales, Sparassidaceae. Gene Ontology annotation, biological process: cytoplasmic translational initiation; biosynthetic process.
AUGAACUUUGACGAGAGCUCGACCGUCCUCGUCUCCCAGGAAUUCACAGCCGUCGUCCUCGCAGGUUUUGGCAACGAGCUACUCCCCUUGACCGGCAACAAUGGCGACGAAACGUGUCCCAAGGCUCUACUACCCAUCGCAAACAAACCCAUGAUCGAGUAUCCUCUUGCGUGGAUAGAGCAGUCUGGCAUACGGGAUGUCCUUCUCAUCUGUCCUGCCCCACAUCGAUCCGCCCUGUCAAAUUACAUACAAUCUGACUCCUCCACAUCCUUUCCAUCUCUUCGUAUCGACCUACAAACGUACGACGAAACCCAAGAAUCCGCCGUAGGAACGUGUUCCAUCCUCAGACACUUCUCCCAACGCAUUCAACACGAUUUUGUCCUCCUUCCCUGCGACUUUGUCCCUCCGGAUUCCCUGCCUCUCAGUCAGAUUGUCAAUAAGUUUAGGACGGAGUCGACCUAUGAUGGCUCGAUUGCCACCGCCUGUUUUUACGAAGCUCGGCGACCUGAGAAAGCCGGUAGCUCAGACGAGUGGGGAGUCCUACCCUCUCCCGUUUCGAUCGUCUGGGACGAAAGGACGGGAACCCUGUUGUAUAUCGAUACUCCCGAUGACGUAGACAAGAACGGUGAAGAGAUCGAAUUGAGGAUGAGUCUGCUCUCCCAAUAUCCCCGCGCAAAGCUAUGCGCUAACAUGAACGAUUCCCAUACUUACGUAUGCCGAAGACACGUCCUAGACGCUUUGCAAGAAAAGACACGCUUGGACUCUAUUCGUGAAGAAUUCAUCCCGUGGUUGUGCAAGCCGCAGUAUCAGCGCACUCGAAGAGAAAAAUACGGCUCUGUCCUGAGUCCACUCUCAAACACAUCCUCGCAAGGAUUGGCACUGAGACAUUCCACUAUUUAUACUGAUAUACAUAGACAUCAUCAUCAUUAUCAUCGGGGUUUGGCCUCCCCAGUUGACCCGGGAGAUGGGUUAAUCCGGUCCGUAGCAGCGUCACCCGUUGACGAGGCAGAGGAGGCCACAGUGCCGAGCUUGAGAGUGGGUCUGCUGGUACAUAGGGCCGAACAGGGCUAUGCUGCUCGUGCGAACACCCUUCACGCUUACCUUGAACUCAACCGACAUUUCCUUGCGCAAACGACCUAUUCUCUACCUACCGAUUCGAGGAGUCGAUCGCUCAUUGACCAGAAGGCACAGAUAUCCUCAGACUCAAUGAUUGGCCUCUUCACUCGCGUAGACGAGCGAACUACCGUCAAGAAAUCCGUGAUUGGGCAGCACUGCGUCAUUGGCAAGAUGGCCAGAAUUGUGGGAUGUGUGAUCUUGGAUCACUGCGUCGUCGAGGACGGCGCAAAACUCGAUGGCUGCAUCCUUGGAAAGAACACGAAAGUGGAGGCGAAGGCGGAGUUGUCGAGAUGCGUAACCCAGGCUGGCUAUGAAGUAGGCACAGGUGAAACAUUCAAAAACGAGAAGCUGGAAGUAACCGACUGGACUGCCGAAACACAGUCCAGCGAUGAGGACGAGGAUAAAGAACAGGAGGAUAGCCCGACUGGCGACGACAGCGAUUGA